AUGAAAUUUAAUGACACGGUAUUUUGGGACCAACAGGAAAUUACAGAACAAUGGGGACACUACUUUAAGAAACUAUAUACACCUACUGUUGACUCCACGUAUGACCCCAGCUGGAAGACAACUGUCGAAGAGAAAGUACGCGAAACAUUAAACAGGUCUGUACCGGAUCAAAAUGUCAAGAUUGUGCCGGAAUCGAUUACAAGUAUGUUGCAAACAUGCCCGUUGGGAAAAGCAUCUGGAGCUGAUGACAUUGCAUAUGAGCAUCUAAUAUAUGGCUGUGCGUUUGCAAUAACUAUACUGACUUCCUUGUUUACCGGUAUGCUUCGAAAUGCAUAUAUACCAGACGUAAUGAAACGUGGAAUUAUUGUGACAAUGCACAAGGGUGGGAAUAAGAGCAGGGACGAUCCUAACAACUACCGUGCAAUAACACUUACAUCAACUGUUCUUAAAUUAUUUGAAAUGGUCCUCGUAGAAAGAACAAAACCUUUUAUUUUACAAAGCUUAAGUCCACAACAAGGUGGCUUCCAGGAAAAGAUUGGCUGCUUAAUGACAUCUUUUGUGUUAAGAGAAUCCAUUUGGUUUAUCAAAGAAAAUUCUAGCAAACUUCAUAUCUGCUUUCUAGACGCAAAGCAAGCGUUUGAUCGAGUGUGA
This is a messenger RNA of Mercenaria mercenaria, 651 nucleotides long. RefSeq lists its product as uncharacterized. The coding region runs from base 1 to 651 and encodes 216 amino acids. The transcript has a single exon. NCBI's taxonomy places the organism in Eukaryota, Metazoa, Mollusca, Bivalvia, Venerida, Veneridae. The record is from RefSeq and is a predicted model, not a curated record.